AUGAUACACUUCAUCCUCCUCCAGAACCGCAUGGGCAAGACGCGGCUCGCCAAGUUCUACGUCCCCUGCGACGACAAUGAGAGGGAACGAAUAAAGCGGGAGGUGCACGCAAUCAUCAACAGCCGCGACGCUCGCCUGUCAAAUUUUGUCUCGUACGGCUCACUGAAGCUUGUCUACCGCCGCUACGCAGGGCUGUUCUUCUGCUUCGGCAUUGAGGAGGAUGACAACGACCUCCUCUACCUCGAGUUUAUUCACCUGAUGGUGGAGGUGCUAGAUAUGUUCUUCAAGGAUGUUUGCGAGCUCGACCUUGUGUUCAACUUUCACAAGGUGUAUCUGAUCAUUGACGAGAUGAUAUUGACGGGGGAGGUGGAGGAGGUGUCACGCGCCGUCAUUCUCGACCGCCUCAACAAGCUUGAUAUCACUAACACGUGA
Trypanosoma grayi is the source of this 432-nucleotide messenger RNA. Its product is annotated as AP-2 complex subunit sigma. The record is from RefSeq and is a predicted model, not a curated record. Gene Ontology annotation, cellular component: intracellular membrane-bounded organelle; AP-2 adaptor complex. Gene Ontology annotation, molecular function: clathrin-cargo adaptor activity. NCBI's taxonomy places the organism in Eukaryota, Euglenozoa, Kinetoplastea, Trypanosomatida, Trypanosomatidae. The transcript has a single exon. The coding region runs from base 1 to 432 and encodes 143 amino acids. Gene Ontology annotation, biological process: protein transport; clathrin-dependent endocytosis.